Messenger RNA from Sebastes umbrosus (honeycomb rockfish), 823 nucleotides. It is a transcript of the gene manbal, whose product is annotated as mannosidase beta like. The transcript has 3 exons. Gene Ontology annotation, cellular component: membrane. Bases 187 to 447 code for a protein of 86 amino acids. NCBI's taxonomy places the organism in Eukaryota, Metazoa, Chordata, Actinopteri, Perciformes, Sebastidae. The record is from RefSeq and is a predicted model, not a curated record.
ACCGUGUCGGAAGUGGACCACAGAUUAAUUUCGUCACUUCCGGUAAACUGAUGUUUCUUUUUCCUCCCUUUGUGAGCUCAAUAUGUGAAUGUUAUUAUCCUGGUAAAGACAAGAGAAGAGUGAAGUGUUCCCGGCACUGAUAGGUGCACUGAAGAAUAACAGACCAAACAGCCAAUCAGCAGCAGCAUGUCUGUAGAUCUGGACCUGUCCCCUCCAGAGGUCCCUGAGCCCACCUUCCUAGAAAGCCUACUGCGCUAUGGACUGUUUCUGGGUGCCAUCUUCCAGCUCAUCUGCAUCCUGGCUGUCCUCAUCCCCACAUCUAAGGGAUAUGAACAGGAGGAGACCGAGUCCACCGAUGGCAGGGGGACUGAGCAGAUGAAGAAACCUAAAGGACUGGCUCCACAGAUUCGACAGAAACCAAAGAAAGAGAGCAAAAAGAAGCGAUAGACACUGCUGUGUGUGUGCGUGUGCGUGUUUCCGGUUUGUGUGAAUGCGUGUGUGAAGUCAUCAGUGAGUCAUCAUUGGCAGUUACCAAUACAAUUAUCACCACAGGUAUAUGAAACACUAAUGUCGUAUUACGACAAUACAAAAUGAUGUGCAUUUAAUUUGAUACACUUGAGAAUGACCUUUAACCAUGUGUCCUUCACAGUCAACAAACACUAUUACUAAGAGCAAAUUGGCCUGACGUUUGCUUAUUAUUCAUGCAGCUACAAAUUUUAUUGGACAAAUUGUUUUGCAUUUAUUUUAUUUUAUGAAUAUCAUUGAUUGAAUUGUGUUUGGAUUUCAACAUACGAAUAAAUUCAUGAUGUAGUCAUUCACCUCA